GGAUUGGGUGCUUUGUGGCCUGGGGAGUAGCGCCUGAACUUUUCGGGCCUCAGUUUCCCCGGCUAUCGAGGGGGCUGGACUAGAAUCUUCUCCUCUGGGGACCGCCUUCGGCGGGGGCGGGAGGGGUGACCGCAGCCGUCGGGGAUCCCCCGGGACCCGGCGGACGCCCCUUCUCCCGGGUUUGGGAUCCGGCCGGGAGCUCAGGUGCCGGGGUGGAGGCGGGGACAAGUUCUGGUUCCUGGUUCCUGGUUCCCGGACCCGCCCCCGGCCCUGCCCCCGCCUCCCGGCCCGACAGUCUGGCUGCGAGGCAGGAGGACCGGGAGAACUGCGUGCGCUCGGGGCGGGCGCCUCUAGGGUCUGGCGCGGCGGCUGGAGAGCCGGGGCGGGCCGUGGGAGAUCCACCCUCUGGGGAGGCCCCGGAGGGUGAAGGACAGCAGCUGUACAGCCAUGGAGGCCGAGCCUCCGCUGUACCCUGUGGCCGGAGCGGCCGGCCUCUUGGCAGAGGAGCCGGGAGCUGGAGUUCCCGACGGGGUCCUCCCGGACGGGCCCGAGCUGGACGAGUUCGUGGGAGCUUAUCCCGACUACAACGAGGAGGAGGAAGAAGGCAGAUACUAUCGCAGAAAGAGGCUGGGCGUGAUCAAAAACGUGGUGUCCGCCAGCAUCGGGGGGAUGCUCACCUACAGCGUGUACUUGGGGCUCCUCCAGAUGCAGAUGAUCCUGCACUAUGACGAGACCUACCGAGAGGUGAAAUACGGCAGCAUGGGGCUCCCCGACAUCGACAGCAAGAUGCUGAUGGGCAUCAACGUGACCCCGGUGGUGGCCCUGCUCUACACCCCUGUGCUCAUCAGGUUCUUUGGCACCAAGUGGGUGAUGUUCCUGGCCGUGGGCAUCUAUGCCCUCUUUGUCUCCACCAACUACUGGGAGCGAUACUAUACGCUGGUGCCUGCCGCGGUUGCCCUGGGCGUGGCCAUCGUGCCCCUCUGGGCCUCCAUGGGCAACUACAUCACCCGGAUGUCUCAGAAAUACUACGAGUACGUGAACUACAAGGAGGAGCACGUGCAGGAGCAGAGGCGGCCCCCGCGGGGCACCCACAUCCCUUUUCUUGUCAUCUUCCACACCGUCUUCUACAGCUUCUUCCAUCUCAGUUUUGUCUGUGCCCAGGGGCCCAUGGUCUUCUUCCUCAACAAGUACUUGUAUGAUCGGAAUCACACCCUCUAUCACGUGCGUAACUGUGGCACCAACAGCUCCGGGAUCCUCAUCGGCUUCAACAAGACCGUGCUGCAGAGACUGCCCCACAGCCAGAACCUCAUCGUGGUCGAGAGCGUGCUCAUGUCGGUGGCCUUCCUGGCCAUGUUGCUGGUCCUGGCCCUGUGUGGCUCUGCCUACCGGCCCACGGAGGAGAUCGACCUUCGCAGCGUGGGCUGGGGGAACAUCUUCCAGCUCCCCUUCAAGCACAUGCGUGACUACAGGCUGCGCCACCUUUUCCCCUUCUUCGUCUACAGCGGUUUUGAGGUGCUCUUCGUCUGCACCGGCUUCACUCUGGGCUACGGCGUGUGCUCCUUGGGGCUGGAAUACCUGGCCUACAUCCUCAUGGCCUAUGGCUUUGGAGCCGCCGUCUUCUCGAGCCUGGGGCUCCUCCAGCUGUGGCUGCCCCGCCAGGUGCCCCUGGUGGCCGGGGCGGCCGUGCACCUGCUGCUCAUCUUGGUUUUCUUCUUCUGGGCCCCCCACCCGCAGGUGGUCAGCCACAGCUGGGUCUUCUACAUGGUGGCCGUGCUCUGGGGCGUGGGCAGCGCCCUCAACAAGAUUUCACUAAGUACCCUCCUUGGGAUUCUGUACGAAGAUAAAGAGCGUCAGGAUUUCAUCUUCACCAUCUAUCACUGGUGUCAGGCCCUCGCCAUCUUUGCGGUCUACCUAGGCUUCAACCUGCCCAUGAAGGCCAAGCUGGCCAUCCUGCUGCUGACCAUCAUGGUGGCCGUGUUCUCCUAUCUGUGGAUGGAAGCCAAGCUUAAGCAGCGCGUGGUCUACCGCCUGCCCCGCAUCCCCCGGCCGCAGCACAAGGUGUGUGGCUACCGGUACCUGGAAGACGACAACUCGGACGAGACGGGCUCGGAGAACGAGCAGGACUCCGCGGGGAGCCAGGAGGGCUCGGCCGACGAGGACGGCGACGGGGAGCCCGCGGGAGCGGGGGCACCGGGCCCCGCCCGGAGGCGCUGCCCUUAUGAGCAGGCCCUGGAUGGGGAGGAUGGGCCGGGGCAGGAGUAGGGCGGCGGCCUGGGCUCCCUCCGUCCUGCGCCCUUUGUGUCCCUCCCCCUCCCCACCUCAGGCACCCAGAGCCGCCCCAGGUUGCACGGUUCCAGCCGGAUUUCACCGCUUUAGUCCUUGGCACACCAAAAGUAAGCCCUCUCCCAGGUCUUAGUUGGUUCAUCUCUGAAAUGGGCGGACUCCCAGAGGAACGUCGGACGCCCCUCCGACCUGCUCAACUCUCAGUGGGAGGGGUCCACGAGCCACCGUGAGCAGCCCUUCCGAGCCGGGAGGGGCCCAGCUAUUUCUGCGGCGCCCCCUCCUCCCCACCGCGGGGGCCAUCCGGCCUCUGAACCCCAGGUCUACCUCCUCAGGAAGCCCAGGCACUUCAGCAGCCAAGGGAUGGGGAACCCAACGUAAAACCCUCCCCAACCUGCCCUCAGGGAGCUUGCAGUCUCUGAGAGAAAACAUUAUGUAAAUAGAUAAGAGGAGGAUGGUGUGGUCCGCUCUGAGGCUGAGCUGAGGGGUGUUCUCCGGGCUGGACUGCUGGCCAAGGCAAAUAUACCGCAGCUGGAAAUGCCCCCUCCCCCAGCCCUCCUGCUGAUCCGGGGCCAAUCGGACAAAGUCUAGUUUCAAUUCCUCAUUGCGACUUUCACAGGGUUUGAAGGAAAAUAGUAAGUUCCCUUAAUAACGCCAGUCAACGGAAUGAAGGAAGGAAAAGAAGCAUUUAUUAAGCACUCACUAUGUGCCAAAGCCGGGGGGCUACAAAUAGAAGAGGUCCCCGUCCAAUGGGAAAGGCAGUACUUGUGGGGGAGCAGGGCCAUGAUGACCACGCUGGAACCCGAGCGGGGGUGGCGCCUCGUGUCAGAGGUCUGAACCGGAAUCCAGCCCCGCCCCAAGCUCCAGAACUCGGCUGGACGAGAGGGACGGGUGGCGGGCCUUGUCAGCCCUGACCCAGCUUGGUUUGCUUUCGCUCUACUUACUGAUUGCAAGUGAGGGCUGCCUUCUAUUGGGGGAAAUCAGGGAAGAUGACCGAGUUCACUUAAAAAAAAAACAUGAAUAAGACCACUUAAAACACACAGAAGAAAACAAAGUUAGGAAGGGUGCAAACAUGGGGCAAUUUUGUUACAAUCUUGUUCAAUUUAAGAUGCACUUAAAAACUCGACAUUGACAAUUUCAUAUAUAAUCCUCUUUUGUGUUCUUUGUAUAUUGAAAUCAUUGUGGUUUUGAGCAUUUUACAUUUCAAAAUAAAAUGUUUCUUUUUUAAAA
Sarcophilus harrisii (Tasmanian devil) is the source of this 3510-nucleotide messenger RNA. RefSeq names its product unc-93 homolog B1, TLR signaling regulator (gene UNC93B1). The record is from RefSeq and is a predicted model, not a curated record. Gene Ontology annotation, cellular component: endosome; lysosome. The coding region runs from base 448 to 2262 and encodes 604 amino acids. Gene Ontology annotation, molecular function: Toll-like receptor binding. The transcript has 11 exons. Gene Ontology annotation, biological process: toll-like receptor signaling pathway; toll-like receptor 3 signaling pathway; toll-like receptor 9 signaling pathway. NCBI's taxonomy places the organism in Eukaryota, Metazoa, Chordata, Mammalia, Dasyuromorphia, Dasyuridae.